CCUCCUCUUCUUCCUCCUCCUCCUCCUCCUCCUCUUUCUCGCAGGCGCGGCUGCGCCGGAUCCCGGACGGAUGGAGGAGCUCUCCUUGAAGCCGCAAAAAGGGGGCCACCCUCCCGGUUUGGCUCCGAAGGAUGGACAGGAUGCGAUGACGGUGCAGCAUAUGUGCGUUUUUUAAGCAAUUCAAGAAUAGCAGCUGUGGAAGUCUUCAGAUAGAUUGAGAUUCGAAUCCGUGGGCGUCUUAACACAUGGAGCCGGCUAAAGAGGUCCCCAAGCUGGAGCGUCCAACCCCGCUGUUCGUCCCUUUGCAAAGCCUGGUAGAAGGGCCACCCAGCCCCACCGAGGGGGAGGAGGAGGAAGAGGGAGGUGGAGGUGGAGGAGGAGGGAUCCCCAUCCCAUCAUCGGGGCUCCUGCAAGUCGUGGAGCGAAGACAACCGCUGAGCAGUGUCUCCUCCUUGGAGGUCCAUUUUGACCUGCUUGACCUGACAGAGCUGACUGACAUGUCGGACCAAGAGCUGGCCGAGGUCUUUGCCGACUCAGAUGAGGAGAACGUCCCCAAUGAGCCCCAUCCUGGCCUGCAUCCGCACUCGCACCCCAAUGCCCGCUCCGGCUACCUGCGCUCGCCUUCCUGGACCCGGACCAAAGGGGAACAAGGCCGGGAGAAGAAGCGCCUCAGCGACCCAGAGCUCCCGGUGGGUAAAGCAGAAGCCUUCCUGGCCCUGGAGAAGCCGGCCCAAGAAUAGCCAGACCAAGGUGCCAACAGCCUUCCCUCUUGUUCUGCACCAUGGGUGGCCGGUGGCCUUAAAAGAUGUCCAUUCGUCCAUCUAUUUGUCCAUCCCAGCCACCUCCGGUGCUCUUCGGAGACCAAGGAUCCUGUCCGUUGUGCAGAGACAGCCUCUCUCCCUCACUCCAUACCAUCACUCCUGAAAUGUAUUGUCCUCCUAAUGUUGGAAAAGAUGGGAGCAGCCUUGUUUUUCUUUCCUUUUCUGCACUUUUGAGCCUUUCUGAAUAUGUGAAUAAUAUUUGGGGGGAAAGCAGGCACUUGGCCCGAGAAGGAUGUAUGCUUUAAUCUGGAGCAAUAUCGGAGUUGCCCUCGAGACGGAAGCGAUCAGAAGCACCGGAGGAGGGCAGCACAAGAUGGGUGGACAUUUCCUUGUCUCCUCCGUCAUACUUUUGCUUGGAGAUUCCUGGGACGUCUCCCAAGGAGUCCCAACGUACCAAAGGAACUAGGAGGAAGACCUAAAAGCAC
Messenger RNA from Anolis sagrei ordinatus, 1246 nucleotides. RefSeq names its product dysbindin domain containing 1 (gene DBNDD1). Gene Ontology annotation, cellular component: cytoplasm. NCBI's taxonomy places the organism in Eukaryota, Metazoa, Chordata, Lepidosauria, Squamata, Anolidae. Gene Ontology annotation, biological process: negative regulation of protein kinase activity. The record is from RefSeq and is a predicted model, not a curated record.